GCGACGGGAGAGCCUUCAAGUUCCGCUUCCGGGCCUCGCUCCCGGCACGCUCAGCGGGCGCUGGGAGGUCCCGCCCCCUCUCGCCAGCCGCGGCCAGGUGGAGGCGGCGGCGGAAGUGAACGGAACGGUUUCUGCGGCGGAUUUCAGACGAUUAGACCUGUCCACAGGAAGUGAGCUGGCAAGGCUGCGUUUCUGUGCUAAAACCGAGGAGCUGAUUGGCACCAUGAAAGUCUUCUGCGGGCGGGCCAAUCCGACCACUGGAUCUGUGGAGUGGCUGGAGGAGGAUGAGCACUAUGAUUACCACCAGGAGAUUGCAAGAUCAUCCUAUGCUGAUAUGCUGCAUGACAAAGACAGAAAUAUAAAAUAUUACCAAGGUAUCCGGGCUGCUGUGAGCAGGGUGAAGGACAGAGGACAGAAGGCCUUGGUUCUUGACAUUGGCACUGGCACAGGACUCUUGUCGAUGAUGGCGGUCACGGCAGGGGCUGACUUCUGCUAUGCCAUUGAGGUUUUCAAGCCCAUGGCUGAUGCUGCUGUGCAGAUUGUGGAGAAAAAUGGCUUCACUGAUAAAAUUAAGAUUAUCAACAAGCAUUCCACUGAGGUGGCCAUAGGGCCAGAUGGUGACAUGCCAUGCCGUGCCAAUAUCCUGAUCACGGAGCUGUUUGACACGGAAUUGAUCGGAGAGGGAGCGCUGCCAUCCUAUGAGCACGCGCACAGACAUCUUGUGCAGGAAAACUGUGAAGCGGUACCUCACAGAGCAACCGUCUAUGCACAGCUGGUGGAGUCCCGGAGGAUGUGGUCGUGGAAUAAGCUCUUUCCUGUCCGCGUUCAGACCAGCCGUGGAGAGCAGGUCAUCGUCCCCCCCUUGGAACUGGAGAGGUGCCCUGGUGCCCCCUCUGUCUAUGACAUUCAGCUGAACCAGGUGUCGCCCACUGACUUCAGUGCCCUCAGUGAUGUGAUGCCUAUGUUCAGUGUGGACUUUAGCAAGCAAGUCAGUAGCUCAGCAGCCUGUCACAGCCGGCAGUUUGAACCUCUGGCAUCUGGCCGAGCUCAGGUGGUUCUCUCCUGGUGGGACAUUGAAAUGGACCCUGAGGGGAAGAUCAAGUGCACCAUGGCUCCCUUCUGGGCACACUCAGACCCAGAGGAGCUCCAGUGGCGGGACCACUGGAUGCAGUGUGUGUACUUCCUGCCACAAGAAGAGCCCGUUGUCCAAGGCUCAAGCCUCUGCCUGGUAGCCCACCACGACGACUAUUGUGUAUGGUACAGCCUCCAGAAGACCAGCCCCGAAAAAAAUGGGAGAGUCUACCCAGCACGCCCUGUGUGCGACUGCCAAGCUCACCUGCUCUGGAACCGGCCUCGGUUUGGAGAGAUCAAUGAUCAGGACAGAACUGACCAAUACGUCCAGGCCCUGAGGACGGUGCUGAAGCCGGCCAGCGUGUGCCUGUGUGUCAGUGACGGCAGUCUGCUCUCCUUGCUGGCCCAUCACCUUGGGGCAGAGCAGGUAUUUACAGUAGAGAACUCAGCAGCUUCGCACAGACUGAUGAGAAAAAUUUUCAAGGCUAACCACUUGGAAGAUAAAAUUAACAUAAUAGAGAAACGGCCUGAAUUGGUAACGUCUGCAGACUUGAAGGGUAAAAAGGUCUCUCUCCUGCUGGGGGAGCCGUUCUUCACCACCAGCCUGCUGCCAUGGCACAACCUCUACUUCUGGUAUGUGCGGACCGCUGUGGACCAGCAGUUGGGGCCCGGUGCUGUGGUGAUGCCCCAGGCUGCCUCGCUGCACGCUGUGGUCGUGGAGUUCAGGGACCUGUGGCGGAUCCGGAGUCCCUGUGGUGACUGCGAAGGCUUUGAUGUGCACAUCAUGGAUGACAUGAUUAAGCGUGCCCUGGACUUCAGGGAGAGCAAGGAGGCCGAGCCCCACCCGCUGUGGGAGUACCCAUGUCGCCGCUUGUCCGAGCCCCAGCAGAUCCUGACCUUUGAUUUUCAGCACCCGGUCCCCCUGCACCCAGUCCGUGCUGAGGGCUCCAUCGAGCUGAGGAGGCCUGGGAGGAGCCAUGGGGCCGUCCUGUGGAUGGAAUACCACCUGACGCCGGACAGCACGGUCAGCACCGGCCUCCUGGAGUCUGCAGAGGACGAGGAGGACUGUUGCUGGAACCCGCACUGCAAGCAGGCUGUGUACUUCUUCACCAGCCCGGACUGCAGAGCCCCGCAGGGCGGCCCUCGGACCGUCAGCUACACGGUGGAGUUCCACCCCCGCACUGGGGACGUCACCAUGGAUUUCACGCUGUCAGACACCCUGGAGGACGGGUCCUGACCCUCACUUGUUGCGAAAUAAAGUGGCCCGAGGGCUCUGGGCUCUGAAUGGCGUGAAGCUCCCUCUCUUUUCAGGGCCCAGUUAGACCUCUGGGCUCGGAGGAGCCCUCUUCCCUUUUCACAUUUUUGCGCCCGUCAGUUCCUUGAUUUGGGUGUGAUGGGCAGCCUGAACUGCUGACUGAAUUUGAAGCCGAGGAGGGGCCAAGGAAGCCCCCACCGCCCCCGCCGUGGUUCCAAAGUGCUCAGAAAGCUCUCACGUGGCAGUGUCCCUGUGCUGUGCUGGGAGCGGGCUGAGCCGGGCAGGUUGUGUGCUCUCAGCUGGGAGGGGUUUCUAGAUCUAGGCUGGGAUGCUGACUUGUGGCUGGGCCAUGGGCCUGAAAGACCCUGGCAGGGCCGUCCUUCUCAUGUGUUGGGUGACAUUAUCCAGGCAUAUCCAUAAGCGUCUGGCCUCUGUAUGCAGCAUCAGCAGGUGACUGAGACUUGACACCUGGACAUCAGGCUGCUGCUCAGAGGAUAGGGAAGAGGUGGUCUCGAAGCGUUUCCUGAGAUGCAGACCCGGAAACCAGCCAUCAGGAGGAGGAGCCAGGAGGUAAAACCUUUUCCUGUGUGCCCCCAUUCUAGCAGAAGGACCUCCCGCCACCUCCGAGGCCUGGGGCAGAUGGAUACAGUGUAGCCACUCCAGCCUGGCACUUGCUUUGCUGGGGAAGGCCAGGGAGUCCUGAAGUGGUCCCAGCCUGGCUUCUCCUCACUCAAGGUGCCCUUCGUUCUUUAUUCCCACUUGCAGAGGGAACAAGGAGAUAGUAGGAACCCAGGUGGCCUGGUUUUCUGGCGGUUCAGGGCAGAUUUAUCCUGUUCCCGUGCUGCUGGGGGGAGGGCAGGAAAGGCCGGCCCCCCACAGCCUGGCCCCAGCUUGUCGCUCAAAUAAGAGAACACCAGCCUUGAGCCUCACAGUUUUAUUUUCUUAUUAUCCAUCCUUCCGUUCAGCACCAAUAAAGGGAAAAAACACCUCUCUUUUCAAAAUAUUUUAUCAGGUGUAAAGAUUGUUUUUCUUCUAGGGAAGAAUCGUCUGGAUAUAUAUUUGAUAAUAUUUUUACCAAAACCUUAGGUGUGCUUACCAUAUAAAACCCCUAAUGUCCCAUGAGGAUACAAUACCGAAAAAAAUACAGAAAUUAAAAAAUUGUUUUUUUUUUUUUCUUUUUUAAAACAGUAUUUCUAAAUCUUAGCAAGUUAAUACAAUAGUUAAAAAGCAUCAAGGUUAAUAUUCAUACUUAAAACUCAAGGUGGUUUGGACAAAUGGAAAUGACCGUUUCCUUCCGAAGCUGACCCCUGCCUCCUGGCUUCUGUGGAGGAGGCUGGGCCUGGGGCAGGCGUGGGGCCUUGGGUGGGGAUUUGGAUGACCCCUGUGUCCACCCCUCCUAGGCCUAGAUGCCACAGAAUCUGAGAUCCUGAUAGUGUUUUCUUUUUUUAAAAAAUCAAAAUGGAAAAGUCUGGCUUGUGCAUGGUCCUAGGAGUCCACAGCCUUGAUGAAACGUGUGGUUGGGCAGUGGUGGCCUCAGUGCUCAGGCUGCGCCAGAGGAUAGGGUGAGGGGAGAUGGGAUGCAGGCUGGCCCGGCUCCAGAUGCCAAGCCAGGCUGGGCAGAGGCGACCUUGUUAGGACAGGAAAUGACCGAGGCACAGGGAGGUAUGACUUGCCUAAGGCCGCCCUGUGAGUAGGGAGAGAAGCAUGUGCCGCCCUGUGCCGCAGCUCCCAGAGAGCUGCCCUGGGAGGGAGGUGGCUCCUCGGAGGGGUGGAGGCUGGACUGGCGUUUCUCUGCUUCAGGAACCCUGGCCUUUGUCUCUCCUGUUCUCCUGGACACGGCUGACUCGAAGCCUGGAGGCCUUGGCUCAGUCCCGCCAUCCAGGCAUCGAGUGUGUUCAGUUGGGCCCUGCCUAUGUGAGCAGAGAUUCCUGGCUGCUCCUGGGAGUGGGGGGCCCUCUGACCCCACGGAGCCUAGCCAGGGCCCUGGAGGCCAGGCCCUCAGAGGAGAGGCACAGCAGAGAGCCCAGGUGGGACUGUGCACUCGGGGUUGAGCAGCCCCUCCUGGCUCCGGACUCAGGGUGGGGCUGGGGCCUUGGUCAGGGAAUGCUCCUGGCAACGAAGCCGUCAGCCCAGACACUGCCCUGAACAAACCAGUGCCCCUGUGUAUAUGGUUCUCAAGAGUGUCCUCCUCCAGCGCAGGGCCCACCUCUGGCUGGCUGCUUGGCCCCCGUCUUGGUCCUUCUUGCAGCUCAGGUGGGUGACAAGGCACAGCGUCAGCGAGCCGGCACCAGGAGGCUUCUAGUAUUCGAAGGGUCCUGGUGCACUCCCCAGCCUCGCUGGGCAGAGCUGGCUCUGAGCCAGGUGGGCACAAGGUCAGGGUGCUUCGAGGAGGGGAGACCAGUGGGGGUUGUCAAGAACAGUCCUCCGAGUUGGCGGGUCCUUGUACUGGGAAACAGACACCAGCCUCCCUCGCGUGACUAUGGGGAGCAUCCCCGGGUGUGUUUAAAAAGGCAGGUAGGCAGAGGCAGUGCUGCCAUGGAGAGGGGAGCUGCAGACCUCACCUGGGCUCUGCCAUGUCCUGCCCAGUACCCAGGGCUGGCCCUGGUCACAUGGUGGCAGAGUGGGUAUCUACAGGCCUGGAUGCCAACCAGUACCACUCGCUGCCCCAGGCAAGCGGUGGCCCCCGGCCUUCAUCCCCAGCCUCCACACUGGUGAGGGUGAAGGGACAGGCUGGUCUGCACCUUGGCUUCCUGCCUCUUCAUCCAGGGCCCCUGGGUCGCCUUUCAGGUUGGGCCUGGGAUGACAGAGCUGCAGCCUCACCCAGAGGCAGGCAGGCAGUUCCUGAGCUCAGCCAGGGAAAGCUUGGUCCCAAACCAGAGAGGUGUCCAGAAGGGAAAUGGGAUCAGGCAGAAAGAAGAGGAUGUGUUGGUGUUGACAGAAGAGAAGCUAUAAAUCUAUCAUUUGGAAAACCUGAAGUCCCCCUGGCCCAUUUAUACCAUGAGCUCCCCUUCUUCCUGUGAAAAGGUGAUGCUGUCUCCUCAGAUUCCCUCUGCCCACUUUGAAGUCUCUUGGGGGAGCCUCUGGGGCCCUGUUUGGCUGGGAGAGGGGAGCCCGAGCAGCGCUCUCCCUCAUGGUUUGCAGACCCUCUAAAGUGAAGGGUAGUUUUCUUAACUUUUUCUGUUUUUCUUUUUAAAAUGUAAUCGCCCUUGAAUGCAAGACCCUGGGAAGAGCCCGGCCUUGCUGGUAACUGGACACAGCCCUCAAGGUCCCUGCUUGCUAGCCAUCUGGGCUGGAGGCGGGAACUGGCGGCCCUGUGCCCAGGAAUGCUUCUUUGGCUGGUUCUGAUCGUGUUUGGAGUUUGGCCUUGGGUGAGGCCCGAGCGAGGGGUCUGUGUGGCUACGGCAUGGCACGUGACAUGCGGGCAGCGUGCAUGCGAGGGUGCAGGCAUGCGAGACAACGUGGCAGCAGACAAAAAUAAUGAACCCUGGACGAAGCUUGAGAAGAGAUAUAAAGAGUACAGAAACCCGGUUCUCAUACUAACCCCCGGGUUACAAACUAGGUUGUGCUGUAGAUUUGUAGAAAAUCACGUUUCGAAAGAAUGGCACUGUCGGGCAGCUGCGGCUCCCAAGGCUGGCCUGACUCCUCCGUCCACGGUGAGUGCCCAGAGGUGCAGGACAGCGCUGGCUCCAGCUCACCCGGGACUGACCGAGGCUCCCCCCGGGUCCCUGCCCUCCUCCCCCAGCACCAGGGGCACUCGCUGGAGGGGACAUGGCCAGAGAGGUGCUGCGGCUCAAAGGGCUGGCAGAGGCCCCACUGCUCGGAAUGACGUGGCUGGUCUAUGCCUCCUCCUCUCCUGCAGACACCAUCAGCCGCAUGGCCACUGGAAGGUGGUCAGUCAGGCCAGACAACUGGGUGAUAAAACUGAAUUCUUCCACCUCCUGUUGGGGAGAAGCAUCCCUAUUAGAUCCAGAGGAUAUCCUGCAAAGGAAGGGCCUGGAGAGCAGGGGUGGGGCCGUGGGAUGGGGGGAGGGGGUGCGGCUGGAGCUGGGCAGCAGCUUCCUGGAGACAGAGGGGUGGGAGCAUCACAUGGGCUCCAGGGCCUCUGGCACUGACCAAUCUCGUUUCCAGAGGCGAGUUCCGUGCUGUUGAGGGGUGCAGGGCAAGGGUCCCCUAUCUACAGGUGUAGCCUGACUGCCCGGUCCACCCCAGACUCACGGCCUUCCAGUCCGGGCACAGCCCCUCCUCCGCAUACAGCAUGUAGUCGAUGCGCCUGCCGUUGCCCUUGAGCAGGUCCUUGCGUCCCUUCUGGCCCACCCCGGGGCUCUUGCUGGUGGGGAAGGCCAGGUACUCCCUGCGGCCUUCCUCGCUCUCCAAGACCCUGCUCGACACACAGGAAGGCACAGGAAGCAAGGUGAGCCCCUUGCCCCCUUCCCCAGGCCCCAGAUCCUGAGUGUGGAGCCACAUUCUCUGUUUUUGUUUUUGUUUUUUUUUAAGAUUUCAUUUAUUUGAGAGAGAGAGCAUGAGAAGGGGGAGGGCCAGAGGGAAAAGCAGACUCCCUCCUGAGCAGGGAGCCUGAUGUCGGACUCAUCCUGGCGGGACUCCAGGAUCAUGACCUGAGCCAAAGGCAGUUGCCUAACCAACUGAGCCACCCAGGUGCCCUGGAGCCACGUUCUCAUCCCCAAGUGAGAGACAAGCAGGUUUCCUCUGGAGCCUGAGCACCCGCGGUGAAGAGCCUUCACGGGAGACUUGCAGAGGGCAGGUGCUGACAGACACCGCACAGACCCGCCAGGCUGGCUCAUGCCCGGACCCAUGGAAGGGGCGCCUGGACGCGAACAGCCAGCAAACAUGGGUUCCUACAAGGCUGGGGUCACAUCACAGACAACCCGAAACAGCCGUCCGUGGUGACCGUGCUGCAAGCCUGAGCCAUUGUUGGGGCUGUGAUCGUGGAGAAUGGGUUUUCUAUGAUGAGAUCCUGGACCCUGGGAACCAUCCAGGGAAGGUGACUGUAGAGGCCAGUUCGUGGCUGGGGGACAUAUAUCUGCUGAACAUGGCCCUGCCCAUCCCCCAGCUAAGAGUGGCCUGGACUCGCCACCGCUGCCACAUCACGGGCCCUCCUCUGACAGCCUUGGGAGGCUUCCCUCUUUCUUGUUGCUGCCAAAGCCAGUGCUGUGAGCCCCGUGAGCCCCGUGAGCUGCCAGGAUCCGCUUCCUUACGUGCUUGGACUGAUUGAUUCUGCUCUGGCUCGAGUCCUCGGGAGUGGCAGAGAAAGUCACUCCAGCUGCUGAGACAAAAAUAUAUCCGAGGAACAGAACAUUGAUGAACCAUAUGCCAAAAUGGGGAGGUAAGAGGAGUUCACUCAGUUUCAGCAUCUCAGACUGUGAGAGGAGAGUCAAGGAUCCCCAACUCUGGGCCUGCAAAGCCACACAGGAACCACUGAGUACUCUGGAGUGGGGUCUGGGUCCUGCAUCAACUGGCCAAAUGUUGCUUCCCCAAACUCUGGAAACGCUGAGAGUGGCUUUUGCGUAGGGAACAAAAAGUCAACACUCGGUGCGUUGUCAGGCUCAGUAGAAGAUAACGGGUAAUGACCAAAUUACCACGGUCUAAAAACUCCUGCAAUUGCAUCCAAAUUAGCAGAAAUAAUUAUGAUUCCCUUUAAUUAGUGGCUACGGGAGCGAAGCCUUGGGCUGGUGGGCAGAGUGCCUGGCACGGCAGCUGCGUGACCGCCGGGAGGGAGGGCACAUCCGGCCAGUGAGGCUGCAGGCCUAAGGGAGCGGGCGUUGGCCCCUUCGUGGACAGGGGCCCCCUGCCUCCUCCUCCUCCCUUUAUCACUGCCACCCUCACCACCGGCACCGCAAGGACCCCCCAGGCCUCAAGCUCAUUCCCCGCCUUAUGAGUGGGCACCAGGCUGCCCCCACUUUACAAAUGAGGAGAUAAUGGCUCAGAGAUCUGAGGAACUUGCCCGAUAGCACCCGGCCAGGCCUGUCUGAGCCUGGACCCUCGGCCCUUGUCCCUGAGCUGGGUGCCCACCGGUUCAGCUCCAUGAAAGGCCUCGCCUGCCCCCAGUCCUCCCAGAGUGGAAGGACCUCCUGGCUGCAGCCCCACCCGCACCUCCGCCCUGUGGCUCUACCACAGGCUGACCUGUGCCCCAGGGCAGGGCCAUGGCCUCCUACCUUGAGAAACAGCGCUCCUUUGGAGGCCAGGCCGUCGGAGCGCCGCCCGUUGGGGUAACAGUGAUAGGCCACGUCCAUGAUGGGGUAGCGGCUGGCAAAGAAGAGGCCGCUGUUGAGACACUUGAAGCUGCAGCAGCCUUGGCAGCCGUAGACCCCGACAUCGUACAGAAUGUACUCAAAGUAGCCGUGCAGCUGGUCUUUCAACUUGGCGGCUGCCCGCUUGUCAAACACCUCCUGCAGACACAGGAAGUCCAGGUUGGCGGGGAAGAAAGCGGACACCUCGUGGUCAAAGGCCUCGUCCGGGUGCCGCCUCUUGCGCGCGGCCGCCUUCUUCACCCCGGAGGCCUUGUAGGGGAGCUUGCUGUUGGUGGCGCCCGGCUCCCCGCUGCCGCCGCUGUCUGCCGCGGCCCGCACCUUCACCAGGGACUCCCUGGAGGCCGAGGGGCUGCCCAGGCUCCCCGAGUCCCCGUCCCGUUGGCUGUGGUUGGGCAUCUGACCCUGUGGGGCUCCACCAGCCCCAUUCCUGGCUUGGCCCCCAGUGGCGGCGUCCUCGGCUUCGGGGGGCCGGCCCCCCUCCUCGCCUCCGCCUCCGAUGCGCACGAUGCAGGCGUCCUCCAGGUUACUGCCCUCGGCCGGCUCCCCGGAGGCCGGGCCGUUGGCAGCCUCGUCACCCUUGUAUUCCACAGAGGCCGUCCUCUUAAUGCUCCCAGGGACGGCCCGGGCCACGCCAUCGCUGCCCUGUGGUGACACCAGGCUGCUGAAGCUGGCCGCGCUGAUGGAGCGAGGACUGGACUGGGCCCGACCGUGACAAGGAGCCUGGGCUGCAAAGCCAUGACAGACAGAGGGAGCAGAUCGGUUCGCAGGCUGGUCCGGCCAGGAGGGGAACUUGCCCGGGAGGCUUGGGGGCCAGACAACCGUAAGUCCAGAUGGGAGAGGAAGAGGUGGUCACAGGCUGGCCUGGGAGGUCAUAGGCCGGUGACUCCUGGGCAGGUAUGGGGUGUUGACAGAGAGAAGCUCCACACCAGAGUUGCUCCUGUGGGUUACUGGUAUCUGUGGGGACCUGACCUGCAGCCACCACAGCACCGGAAGGGGAGACUUGGACGACUCCAAGGCCUGAGCUAAGCCAAACCUCCUCCCCAUACACCUCCCUGAGGGCUGGGGGACUGGCUGAUCUGCUAUCCCUUGGGGAGGGCGUCGCAGGAAUAGAGCCUGUCCAGGCCUGUCCUAUUUGGUGUUGAAGAUGGCGGGGAGGUCCCCAGCAGCCUCCUUGGGUAAGCUGCAAUGGACAGGCUCUCUACUACUGGAUACCAAGUGACCCUGGCCCCAGGACAGCCAUCCCAUGUCCCAUCUCCCCGGGAAACGGACCUGGCAGGCACACUGCUACACCAGACCUGCUGCACAGAGAAUCACAAACGGUUCUGGGUGAAUGCUGACUUUGAAUUUGAAUUUCUCCUGCAGUAGGAAAGCAAGCAAGCCAGCCUAGUUCUGCUGGCCAAGGCAAGCGCUGGCCCCAAGGAAGCUUGAACCAUCUGGAGGGAUCUCUGAGCUUUGGAGAACUUUGAGGAAGUUGAGGAGGGUUGGGAGUUGCCCCAGGUUGGGGGCAGGAUGGGACCUGUCCCUCCAUCAUAGCCCUUCCCUCUGGUCCUCAUGCCUGCUGAACCCUCUCUCAUCCCAGCAGCAGGGCUGGGAAUCCUGGAACAGAGGGACCUUCUCCCAUCCUCUUUGUGUCCACAGGCUCAUGUCUAAACAGGCACUGGUCCAAACCCCAGGUUUCUGCAGGAAAGACUGAAAGGAUUGCUCCAAUCCAAUUACCGGAAUGUGCUCGCAUCCACCGGCGGCGCCGAGAUUGGGCCGGCCCAUUUCUGCCUGGAUGCCUGCUGCCCCGGGGGUUGGCAUAGCAACGGGGAGCUCUGAGCUGCUGAAACUUGGAGUCAACUCAUCACUGGGAGGACAAAAAGAAAGACUGAAGAGGAUGCCUUUCUAAGUGCUGCAGGAAAGAGGCCUGCAUUUUCUCUGAGCUGGAAGCAUUAAGAGCCUGAAGCUUCUGGAGCCUUCCUUGAGAGUGAAUCGAAUUCAGAGGAAAACAGACCUUAGGGCUAGAAGGAGAGAGUCCUGGUGGCACUUUGAGCUCCAGUUUCCCCGUGCCUGAAGACAGCACAACCCCCAGACUUUCUCAUUCAGCCCCUCUACAUAUAAAACAUGAAUAAUUCGCCUAUGAGGGGAGGCCUUCAGCGCCACUCCCCCUCCAGAAGCCGCUGUCUUACCUGAGGAGGGGCCGCUGGGACCCUCUUGAUCUUCGUCUGAAGAGGGGGCACCACCGCAGUCAGGACCUGAAAGGACAUGAGCGGUUCACAGAGGUGUCCAGAACCCAACCUACAGCCGCCCAGCCGCCCAGAACAGGAGCCUCAAGCCCACAGGCCCAGAGACCGCAGACCAGCACCUGGGGUGACCUCUGAUGGACGUGCAGCUCUAAGUGACACCAUGUCCCUGGAUGCUUGGUCCAGGUUCCUGGAUGCCUCUACUUCCCCAGAGACACAGCCCAGUCAGCAGAACCAGCUGUGGAGCUAGAUGGACCUGCUCCCUAAACCAAUGAGGCGACUGAGGCUCAGAGAGGGGAAGUGCGCUCCCCAAGACCACCACGGAGGAGGUGGGAUUGGAACCCGGCUCCGUCGGACUCUGAAACCAGAGCUCUUCUCAGUCCACCCUGCCACAGAGCCUUCUGGUCCCACUUCUCACCUUUGAAGGUAAAGCUCCACGAAGGCACUGCUCCUGUCUGUUUUGUUCACUACUGGAUCCGCGACACCCAGAACAGCACCUGGCUCGCAGUAGACACCAGGGCCAAUUUGCUGCACCUCAGAACUGGUCUCCCCCCCUCUCACCUCUGCCUGUCUUCAUUUGUGCUCGAGAACACCGAAGACAGCACCCCCAGCCUGGAGGAAGGCUGCUCCUCGGGGUCAGGAAGGCUGGUUUGAUCAGUUAAGUACCAAACCUGAAUUCUCAACACCAGGGGUUUAGUCUUUUCUUCUGAUCAUCCCUCUUGAUCUUAGGCUUUGUAACCAUUUUGGAAGUGGAUUUGGUGUGAUUAAAUUCUUUUUUAACCUAAUCCUGUAUAGAAAACAAAAGUUUUAAAGGGAGUGAAUUAGAACGGAUUUGCUGAUGUCUGAUCACUUGUGUGGUAAUUCACCCCAGGCUCAUUUCAAAACCAGGGCUGGGCAUCACGUCCUGGAGAAUACUCCACUGGAUCUUCCUGUAAGGGAGGAGGGAAGACUCCGUCCUUAGAAGAGAAGAGUUAUACGGGAGUCAGAGGGGCCAUGGGCUUUGAGGAGCAGAGCUGUUGGAAAGCCCAUGCACUUGAUUUCGCAGGGAGCACCAGUCCUGGCUGGCAGGAGUCAGCAUGGCUGGGGUGGCGGGCACGUUACCCGCCCUGGCCUGGUUUCUCUGUUUUCUCUUGGAAUCCUCAUGACCACAGCUUGGGAAACGCAAGGAUGGGUGUGCAGGGGGUGGUGCACGAGGAGGGUCUGGCAAAGGGCUUUUGGUAGCAGGACUGCAGGGUCAGGUCAGGAUCUCUCAAGGAGGAGGAAGAGAGGAGUCCCCUGUGUCCCUGGCCCACCCGCCACUGAGGCACGAGCUCCCGGAAGCUGGUGUGUCUGCAGCUCAGCCCAGUACAGAACCUGGGGGUAUCAUGACGGCGAGAAACGAUGUUUCCAAGAAUACAACGUAGAAAAGAAAGCUCUCCACCCAAAUUGGAAACAAAAAGUCACUGGCACUUGAUUGGGACCUGGAACCUUGUGGGAGACCCUGUUCUUGGCAACACUAGAAGCGGGGAAACUGUGAGUUUCCUCUCUGUCACCCCAGUCACACGAGUGCAGACUUGCUGGGCCCUAUGGGCCAAGCUGGGGUAGACCUGGCUUUUAGCCAGAUAUGUGGUAACUUUCAGAAAAUGGGAUUUCCCUCUUCUUCUGGUUUGGUUUUUAACUUUGGGGAUUUAUCAUUUGUUUAAUCUCUAGCUUUUGGGAGCAGGCAGGAAGGUUUCUUCCCCCAAGACAGGCGCUAUGAUGAGGGUUUGGGGUCACAGCCUUAGGACUCAAUGGCUGCCCUGCAUCUUCUUGUCCUGCUGGCCUGGCCGGCACGGUUCCCACACCUGCCAGCUGCCUGGCCCCGGCUACCUGGCCAGGCUUCAUUAAAGGAGACGAACGGAAUCAUUCUGUCUGGGAGGUCUUAUGGUCCGUUCCCAUCGCGAACCCAGCUACACUCAGAUGAACGUGGCAGCUUGGGGUACAACGAAGCGCCACACGCAGUGCCACGAGCCUUAUCUCACUCAAUUCUCAACCCAGUCCUAGUCUGAGAAGGCCUCAGAGGUCACCGCUUUUGCCCUUGGUCAGCCGCAAGGCUGGGAUCUGCAGCCCCAUGGCUGUGUUGUGAGGGUCUAUGCUCUUAGCCAGCCUGUCAUUCUUCCCAGGGGGCUCGUUUGAUGAUUCAUCUCUUAUUCUAUACCCAGAGACAAUGAGGCGGAAACCAGAAGAAAAGGGGGCUAUUAUGAUAGCACUAUUUGCCAUUUACCUAAAUUAGAUAAUAAAUCACGGAGCUACUUGAAAAAUAUACAUGUCAACCUCUUGAACAUCUAGUUAUCACUUAGUGCCAUUUGAUGGUACCUAUGGUAUAAUUAAGACUUUUGUAGAGAAAAUAAGAUAUUCUCUGUGAAAUGGAAAAGUGAAUGGGAAAGUGCAUUUAACCUGGCCCUCCUCUUCCUCAGGGACAGGGCAACAGACCCGUGGUGGUGGGUGGCUGGGGGCGCUUGGGCUGGUCGGUGGAUUGCAAGCAUUCCCAGCCCCUGCAGACCAGCAUGGGAUGCCGGGAGGGGGAAGCCUGUUGCCUAAGUAGCAGCGGGCCCAGCUGAGUGAUGCUGCCGAGCCCCAAAGAACUCCAUGCCCAUUCAUCAGCCUCAGCAUAAUUGGGCGCCUGCCACUGGCAUCUCCAGAUGUUUGCCUUGAUCAGACGUUGAUGCGGUUCAGUGUUUUCAUUGAGAGCCUCAUAAAAAGCUCUAGCUGGUUGGGGACGCUUAUUGUUCAUUUUAUUUGAGUUCCUUAUCAUGUGCAAAAUGUUCCAGGCACCAUUAGGAGACACAAAAGACUCAGAAAACACAGUUUCAGGGCGGGUGGAAGCUCACCCUAGCGCGGAGGAGGAGACACGGCCUCUGAAAUUUACAAACAUUUGCAGAACACAAUCAGCUAGUCGGUCGCAGCCGCACAUGAGGGCAGGGGGGUGGGUGGCGGAGACUGAGGAUUUAAUGCUCGCCUGAGAGAAUCUUCUAAAAUCAGAUGGGUGUUCCAGGCUGUUUGCUCAUUAAUGUGGUCUUCAAAUUACUUCUCAGAGAAAUUGGGAGUGUGAGGGCCUGUCCUGGGGCAGAAGCUUGAUCAGGAGGAGAUCAAAGGGACAUGGAUCCUGCUUGAGGUGAAAGGUUUGAGGUGCAGGUCCAGGCACAUUAUAAUUAUUGCUUAACCGUAAAUGUAUCUUGGCAAGAUACAUUGAUUUGCACAUAGGUUGCUAAGGGCACUUAAGGGAAAACAGACCAUAGGCAAUGAGAACUGUCCCCAUCAAUUUACCAAAUUCAUGUCUGAGCAUCGUGGCAGUGCAGAGAACCUUGCUCAUAGGCGUAAAUUAAGGCUAUCUUCCUUGGAAAAGGAUAGUUUAAAUGAUCAAUAACUUCUCUUGCAAGAAUAUUUGAGAGGAUUCCUUUCUAAAAAUUGACUUCAUUUAUUCUUUCCUCUUAUCAAAAAAGGAUUUGUAGAGGUUUUUAACAAAAGAUACGACAGUGGGGUUAUUAAAAUUGAAAUGGGAAAUCAGAACUCAAUAAGAAAAGAGAAUACAAGUUUUGUUAACUGUAAUGGCUAUCCUCACUUCUGUGACCAAGGUCUACUUUUGGCUCUGAGCUUCCUGGAAUCCAAGGUCAGAAGGGCAACAUAAUCAAUGACGUAGGUUCGACUACUGAAAUGGACCAACUAUGUCAAUUCUUGACUAAUCAGUCAUGAAUUUAUAAAAAAAGCAAGAGAGGCAGAGGAAACUUUUGGGGAAAUGGGAUAUUUUUUAAACAUUUAGAAGGGAAAGAUGGAUUUUGACAUUUUUUUGUGAGAGGCAAAGCUUGGGCAAGAAUGACAGACACGCCCACUAAGAUCUGGGUGAAACCUGGAAUAAGCUCUGAUUUGAUCAGUUCAUUGCUGAAUGAGUCACUCCGGACCAGGAUGCAGGCAUUCAGCGUGUCUGGCCUGUCCUCAGGAAGAGGCUGUGUUCGAUUUCUCCGCUCUGCCUAGACAGCACCUGGUACAUUUUGCACAUAAAGAGCUCAAACGUGGCUUUGUCUCCCCUGGGUUGAGAACUCCGGGCGGGCAAGGACCCAUUCCCAGCACCCCCUGGGUAUGUCUGCUGCUAGUUGGAUAAUAACAGCUCACAAACCAAAAAUGGGAAACGUAUUCGUAAAACGACAAACACCUUUUGCAACGUAGUGGGAGCGUUUUCGCAACUCUCAGUGACAACAAUCGAAUCUUCCAGUUUUCUGCUUUUGCCAUGAAGAAAUUCUGGAUGGACCUGCCCAGAGGCAGAGGGGAGGUUAUGAAGCAUUAGAAGAGUUGAUACAGUUGUAUUAUUGGACUUCAUUUUAGAAGGGUCUGCCGUGGCCCCUAUGAUGGCGUGCUCACCGAAGGGCUCUGCUUAGGCAGACUUGUGUCCGGUCUCACAAAGCCCCCACCUCCUUGCCAGUAGGUAGAUGGUGGGAGGGGGCCUGGAGGGGGAGGGGCCCUCAGUAACAAUGCUGACCGGUCUUUAGUGGUCCUCCCGGCAGGCUUUGGGGGGGGGAUUCCAGCAGGCACUGCAUUUUACAGUUGGUCUGCAGUCGCCUUUCAUCCUCAAUUACUCAGUGCAGAUUCCUGUGCUGCUCUAAAGAUCCUUUGUGUUUCACCAUUUUGUUUGAAAAAAUCCCUAGAGGGUUCAUUUUGGUCCCAGCAGGGAAUGACUUUCCUGAGAAAUGAAGUCCUGGGCUCAGGCAGGCAGGGUCUCUGGAGGCUCCUGAAGUCUGAGAUGCUGGCAGAGGGGAAGGGUGCAGUGGGGGAGGGCUGAAGGCCGUGGCCUGGACAUCAAGCCCUCAGGAGGGGGGAAGCAUCUGCAAGCAAGACAUUGCUCAUGGCAAAGGCAGGGUGUUUGGAUCCCUCCUGUCCCAGCCAUGCUGGGUCUGUGCUGGGGGCCGGAGCGUCUGAAAUGUGGAGCUCUGAGCAGGGGCGCUGCCUCCGGGCACAGCAGCGGGUCUCCCGCCUAGCUGGGAGGCUGCGGGUAAGUCAGGUUUUCCCUCUGGGCCUUGCUUUUCUUCCUCUCAGAAGUGGGGAUUUGAAUAGUAUGUCAGUCACACCAGAUCAAGGUGUCCUGAGGAUAAAAUGCAACACAAAGUCCUGUCACAGCGUCUGGCUCAGAGCCUGUGCUUGCUGUGACUGUGGUUAUGUGCUUCUUAUCCUGUCCUGGCUGCUGAAGGGCCCACCAGCUCUCUCCCCCAAGUCUCAUGUCCUUGACAGAGGUUUUACACCCACGGGAGAGAAGGCUGAGCUUAGUCCCCACUCAGGCGAGCCUCAUGACCUCCCCGACCCUAUGUGCGAGGUGGGGCAUGAAGACGAGUCCUGCCUGUUGCCUGAGUGCUGUGGGAAUCAAGCACCGUGAAGACCCUGGAGAGACAGUCCCCUGCCCCCCAACACCAGCUCAUGAGGACUGAAGACAGCACUCAGAAGAUGCACAGCUCAGUGCCCGGAGCUCACAAAUGCCCAGCAAGUCUGGUGAGGAUGCCACUCUGAGGAUCAGGCACCAAUAAUGCAUGAAUUCGUCUCCCGGCCUCACCACUGCCCACCCCCCCAACCUCAGGGAAGUUUCCCAGGCCUGGAGAAGGACUUACAAUGUAAGCCAGAGGAAGGCUCCAACACUCCUGUUACAAGCAGUGUUCAAGGACACGAAGUCAGGGACUCUCAAGGGGUAGAAUAUGGACGGUACAGACCGGGGUCCUUGAUCAGAAUCCCUGACCCGCUGCUACAUGCCAAGUGUGAAAGCUGGAACAGGAACCCUCACCUCCCUGGGCCUCCAUUCCCUCGCGUGCAAAAUUGGGAAGAUCCCCCUUUUCCAGGCUCUCCUAGAGGUCAAAUGUGCAGGUGAGGACUGAGUGGAGAGAACCUUCCACCAUCCUGACCAUGACUUCCACCUGAGGGGACAGAGAAAGCCUGGCUUGGGCCACUGGCAAUGGGGAUCCUGAGGAGGGUGCCGCCGGACCACGGCCUGGGGAUAGAUCCCCUGAGCUGGCCCCCCCUCCCCGCCACUGGAUGUCCCCAGACUCUGAUGGGCCUCCACCGCAUACGGACUUGGGUGACCUGGGAAGUCCUUGCAGCUGGAAGCUAAACAAUAGAACAGAAGGCGCGGCCCUGGGCAAAAACCUGAAGGGAGAGGCAACCGCUCUUGGGUCUGGCCAGCAGGGGCGUGGCAGGAGAUGAAGGAGCCCCGCGGAGGCCAGAUCCUGCAGACAUCAGAUCCG
Mirounga angustirostris (Northern elephant seal) is the source of this 17050-nucleotide messenger RNA. RefSeq names its product protein arginine methyltransferase 7 (gene PRMT7). The coding region runs from base 224 to 2308 and encodes 694 amino acids. The record is from RefSeq and is a predicted model, not a curated record. NCBI's taxonomy places the organism in Eukaryota, Metazoa, Chordata, Mammalia, Carnivora, Phocidae. Gene Ontology annotation, molecular function: protein-arginine omega-N monomethyltransferase activity. The transcript is spliced from 33 exons. Gene Ontology annotation, biological process: peptidyl-arginine methylation.